GUCUUGAAGGCCACCCGUGUUCCUGUGAGAAGUUAAGAGGAUGUUGUUUCCAGUGAAGUUUAGCAUCAUAUGAAUGAGAGCUCCAGUGUAGACCUCAUGGAGAUGUUAGAGUUACCACUGGAAACUCAGAGUCCCAGAAUGCAGUGCUGUUUUUAAAGCGGUUCCACUGGAGUUAUGGAAGAGACUCAGCUUGGCUAGUUAGUGAUCUACGAGAUGAUGUGUGAUGCCACUGAUGGUCAUGUUGGUCUGAAAGAGUUGAGCAGAAUAAAGGACUAAAGCUCCGCUGCAGCGUUUUCUCUAAUCCCACUGCAGAAGAUAGUCAAGUGGCAUUGUGGGUAAUUUAGGAGAUCAUUAACCAAACUGAUAAGAAAGAUGUCUAAACUCUAGGAUGCUCUUAAAGAUCAUGUUACUUAAAGAUCUGCAAAUCGUGUUUUCUUUAUAUGAAUUUAUUGUUCUUAGUGGUUUGUCUAAUAAUGUUAAUUUACAAAAAAAAUUACAAAAGAUUCUGAAUGUUUCUGGGGUUUAUUUUUGAAAACAAAAGCUGAUUCCCAUUAAAGUCCAGUAUGUGAUGGAAACCAUCAGAGAUGUUCCCUAAUGCAUUAUAAUGUUAUUGUUUGUUUGUGUUUUCAGAAGGACUGUUGGAGAAACCAUAAAGCCAUGCUCAUUAGUGGGGGGCGAGAACAUGCAGCUAAAUGAGGACACCUGUGAAAGCAACAUGCACAACGAACUGAAAAUUAUGUACAUUAAAGAAGAAGAGCCUAACGAUGACGAGUACCUCUGGUGCUGCACCAUGACUGACCCAGUGUCCUUACAUUCUGGGACUUGUGGAGGAAAGAACUGCACACCAUGGGCGGCGUUCUGGCGCAGUGGCUCUCCCUUCCCCGAGAGCAUCGAGAAGACACUGACGUGUGGGAACGGCCACAACGGCACUCACCAUGCUCACUUUCCUGUACGCCGGGCAUCAACGUUUUCUGCUGCCGUGCAGCUCAAGCUCGACGACCCCGACCUGAUUGAAAAAAAUUACGGCUGGAGGCAAGCUACUGCUUGCUAUUCUAUACGCUUUGUCGAGAACUGCUGCCACCCCUGCAGGCACCUGUUCUCCUCCAGCCCGGUGCAGGGACUGUGGGAGUGCUGUGGUUGGCUUCGGAUGCCGCUCGUGUCGUGUUCCCAGCCCGGAUGCACACAGGGAAAAGUCUCCUUAGAGAACCCUGAGCCAGUCAAAGACGUCGACCAUGAACCGAAUUCCACCACCAAUGGAGACAACCAGUGUCUCUGCUGA
Paramormyrops kingsleyae is the source of this 1279-nucleotide messenger RNA. The record is from RefSeq and is a predicted model, not a curated record. Lineage: Eukaryota; Metazoa; Chordata; Actinopteri; Osteoglossiformes; Mormyridae.